This is a messenger RNA of Staurois parvus, 365 nucleotides long. NCBI's taxonomy places the organism in Eukaryota, Metazoa, Chordata, Amphibia, Anura, Ranidae. The record is from the annotation of a GenBank genome assembly.
UCAGGAAACCCAGCCAGCCGGUUUACUCCGGCAGUUGGAUAUUCAGCCAGUUACCUGACCCGGGAAUGGACUCAGCACUGGUGGUGGGACUCGCCUUCCGUGUGGGCUGCAGUACCAGAGCUGACCAGCGGGUGCUCUCAGCAAUGGACUCAGCACUGGUGGUGGGACUCACCUGCCGUGUGGGCUGCAGUACCAGAGCUGACCAGCGGGUGCUCUUAGCAGCCAGAAGCUCACAAUCAGCCAAACCUGGGGCUGAUUACAGAAAGGUGUAUAUAAGGCAUGACCAGGCCUGUGCUCUGGGCCUUGGUGUAUGGUUUCCCAUGAGCCUCUGUACCCUGUGUUCCUGCUUCGUUGCUGACCCGGGC